Messenger RNA from Anguilla anguilla (European eel), 933 nucleotides. Its product is annotated as myelin and lymphocyte protein-like. Gene Ontology annotation, molecular function: structural constituent of myelin sheath. Gene Ontology annotation, biological process: myelination. Gene Ontology annotation, cellular component: membrane. The coding region runs from base 26 to 499 and encodes 157 amino acids. Lineage: Eukaryota; Metazoa; Chordata; Actinopteri; Anguilliformes; Anguillidae. The transcript has 4 exons. The record is from RefSeq and is a predicted model, not a curated record.
UUGAGGCGUAGAACGUAAAGCAGCCAUGGCAGCGAAUACAGCGCAGCCUAUGGGGAAUUUGCCAAGUGGCAUGGGGAUAUGUUCAAGUCUUCCAGACAUCUUCUACAUCCCUGAACUAAUCUUCGGGGGGCUGACCUGGACCCUGGUGGCGUCGUCUCUGGUGGAUCCCCGGAACCCUCUGGGGUGGGUGAUGUUCGUGUCCAUCUUCUGCUUCGUGAUGACCUUCCUGUGGAUGAUCAUCUUCGCGUGCGGGGGUCACCGGAACAGCAGCGGUUGGGCCGCAGCGGACUUUGCGUAUCAUGGGAUCGCGGCGUUUUUUUACCUUAGUUCCUCCGUUGCCUUGGCAUAUGUGACCAUUGGAAAGAGAGACAAUUUACCGGGCGACGAGGCCCUCAGGAUCUACAGAAUCGACAUUUCUGCUGUUGUUUUCUCGUAUCUGGCCACGCUGCUGUACUUCCUCCACACCGUUUUCUCUGCCUUGAGGUGGAAAUCUUUCUAAAAAUUCUUUCCACAUGGAGCUCGGUUUGCAAAAUGACAGGACAGAAUGACAGAGGACUGAGAAUGACGUUUCGGAACUUUGACUGCCAUGGCUUCUGUUCUGAGAUGAAGGGAAUAACUUUCAUAUUUCAUAUAGCAAAACCACCUUAGUAGUUUCCCUGCUCUAGAUUUACCAGUAUGAGGACAGGAAAUAAGGCUACUCUCAAUAAAAAUAAGAAAACAAAGUGGAAUUGUAGUAUAAUGAUGGCUCAUGUAUAAAUGUUUUUUUACAGAUGUAAGAAUGGUGGAUAUAUAGAGCCAGUAAUUUCUUUUUUAAUAACCAAUUUUUCCAAGAGUAAUGACAAAUUUCCAUUUCACUGUAUUACUUUUUGGUUAAACUCAUGUGACUUAAUUGAAUAAAAUAAAUCAUUGUGGCUAUGCCAUGUUAUUUUCAAA